AUGGAUCGGUUUACGCGCCAGAAACAGGCCGCCAUGGACAAGGUGCUCGCCUCCGUCCUUCGUAAUCCGUUCAUCGUCAAGUACUACUCUUGUUUCACCUGCAAGCAAGCGUACGUGACAGUGAUGGAGUACGUGGCCGGCGUAGACCUGAUGCGUGUCCUGAACCACGAGCACUACCUCGAGAUCGACGCCGUGCAGAUCAUCAUGGCGCAGCUUAUACUCGCGCUGCAGCACAUGCACUUCAAGGGGUUCCUUCAUCGAGACAUCAAGGUGUCCAAUAUGCUCAUAUUGCCCGGAGGACGACUGAAGGUCAUAGACUUCGACACGACGAAAGUUUGCCAUGGACUCUUCUCCAAGCGAGUGGUGCGUGGUUUCUUCAGAAAGACUCCUUUUGAGUUCAACGACGCUGAGUCUGCGGGCACGGUGCCUUACAUGGCUCCCGAAGUGCUCAGGCAGCGCCCGUACGGCCGUUCCGUGGACUGGUGGUCAGCCGGUAUCGUCAUGUACAAGCUGAUGACGGGCCGCGUGCCGUUCCGGGGCAAGAACCGGCAGGCGGUGCGCGACCGCAUCAUCGCAGCGCCGCUGCGCUUCCCGCGCGCUGAAGACCGCGACCAUUCGGCCACCACGCCCGCCAAAGACAUGACGUUCCGCAUGCUGCGCAAGAACGCCAUCGACCGUCUUGGCUCACGAAGUUACGCCGAGCUCAAGACGCACCCAUUCUUCGACCGCUUCAACUGGAAGCGACUCCACCGGGAGCGCCACCUUUGCGACAUCCCCAGCGUCGGCCCAUUGGCCAGCGCGAUGCGCUCUAAGCAGGCGGUCGAGUUGAGUACGAUAGCCGACAAGCGGCGCAAGCUCAAGCUCGAGGACAUGCGGGACGUCAGCGCGGACGGACAGCGACCACUGCUCUGUUUCUCCUCAAGCUCCUUCAAGAAGCUCAUCCUUGCUGUGAGUGCUGCGGGCUGCUUGCGUGGUCUGUUCACGUCUUCCGAUGCUCACCACGGCACACUUUGA
Dermacentor silvarum is the source of this 1014-nucleotide messenger RNA. RefSeq names its product microtubule-associated serine/threonine-protein kinase 2. Lineage: Eukaryota; Metazoa; Arthropoda; Arachnida; Ixodida; Ixodidae. Gene Ontology annotation, molecular function: ATP binding; protein kinase activity. The coding region runs from base 1 to 1014 and encodes 337 amino acids. The transcript has 5 exons. The record is from RefSeq and is a predicted model, not a curated record. Gene Ontology annotation, biological process: protein phosphorylation.